Cyanidioschyzon merolae strain 10D is the source of this 1167-nucleotide messenger RNA. RefSeq lists its product as hypothetical. The coding region runs from base 1 to 1167 and encodes 388 amino acids. The transcript has a single exon. The record is from RefSeq and is a predicted model, not a curated record. Lineage: Eukaryota; Rhodophyta; Bangiophyceae; Cyanidiales; Cyanidiaceae.
AUGCUUCGGUACAGCUUCAUUAACGCCGUCUGGCCGUCCAAGUCAUGCGGCAGGGUCCACGUUGAGCGCCAUCGAAAGCAGAAGACACAGUCUGUACAAACUGCACAGCGCUGGAAACUGCGGGCGAACUUGAACCGGCGAGGUCCAGACUCAGCGACCUGGGAUCGGCAGGGCGGUGGCCAGGCGGAGCGCCUGCUUAUGGAGCAGGUACUGCAACUGAGGCGAGAGUUAGAUGCCUUGCGAGCGGAGAAUGAGAGUUUGCGUAAAUAUCGUGUCAACGAGCACCUGCUCGUGGAUGCCGACGACUCUGUCACAACCGAGGACGGACGGACGCGUUGCGGCAAGCACGGGGAGCGCUCGCGCUAUUUACCGGUCUAUUCAGUCGCCCCUGAAGAGGUUCUAAGCCGCGUCAUCCCCGUCAUUGGACCUAACCCAACGAUCGAGCAACUCGACGCAGCAAUCACGCUGUCGUUCCAAGUACGCGAUGAGCUGGUGAACCGACGUGGGCUCGAGCGUUACGAGGAUGUCAUGGCUGGUCGAUUCCUCGUGUUCCAGACCAGUGAACUACCUGUCAAGGGGGUCCAGAGAGUCGCCCUUCCUGGUACGGUAGGAUCGAUGCGCUGGGCGUCGGCACCAGUUGGUAUCCUGAUGCCUGCCUCCGAGCUGGGACUGGAGUCCUUCUACCCGAACGCUCCGACGGAUGUCAACUGUCUUGUCAUUAUCGAGGCUGAUUUCGAUUCAGAGAUCCCCGCGGAUACCCUGGCAUCACCUGACAUCAUUCGCGACAUCCGAGACGGUACCAAAGACGUGCUCGACCGUAUCGAAAACGUUUGGUUCGACGAGCAAGGCCGCGCGUCUCGCGAUGCCGGCUUUCCGAGCUCGCUCACUGAAGAGACAGAAACCGACGAGGACGAGCAACCAGACGAAAACGGUGACGGACCGGAAUUCAGUCCGGGGAAAUUUUACCUCUGGCUGGAGGAGAGGCCUCCGCAGGGCGUCGAGUCCGGCGAGGAGCCAGCCCACAGGUGGCACGUUCGCUGGUAUGAGCGUCGUCCAGACCCCGCGGUUGACGGUGUGGAAUGCGUUGGCCGCGUGAUUACCGUGAUAGCACCGAGCGCUUCAAGGCGUCGCACCAAGACGUUUGCCGAAGAGGACGAUGUGUUCUAA